Molecule: messenger RNA, 1542 nt
Organism: Tauraco erythrolophus (red-crested turaco)
Lineage: Eukaryota; Metazoa; Chordata; Aves; Musophagiformes; Musophagidae
Source: RefSeq, a predicted model, not a curated record
AUGGCUCUAAAUAUACCAGGCUUAGUAUCUUUGAGUGUGUUUUUUAUGUUAACUUUAGCUAUUGGAAUUUGGGCUUCUUGGAAAAGCAAAAAAGAGCAGCAGAACAGAAACCCAACUGAAAUGGCCAUAGUUGGAGGCAGGAAUAUAACCGUUUUUAUUGGAUUGUUUACUGCAACAGCCACGUGGGUUGGAGGAGCAUAUAUCAACGGCACAGCUGAAAUUGUCUAUCUGCCUUCAAAAGGACUAUUGUGGGUCCAAGCACCUGUGGGAUUUGCCUUGUCCCUUGUUAUUGGUGGUUUCUUCUUUGUAAAUCCAAUGAGAUCCAAGAAUUAUGUGACAGUGAUGGAUCCCCUUCAAGAAACUUAUGGGAAUGUGAUGGGAAGCUUACUCUUCAUUCCACCACUGCUAGGAGAGGUGUUCUGGUUUGCAGCUAUCCUGGCAUCCCUGGGAGCAACAAUGAGGGUUAUCUUGGAUAUUGGAGGCUCUUUGGCUAUCAUCAUCUCAGCAUGUACUGUCAUACUCUACACUCUACUGGGAGGCCUCUACUCUGUUGCGUACACAGAUGUCAUCCAGCUGGUUUUCAUUACUCUCAGCCUGUGGGUCUGUAUCCCCUUUGCCCUGGUGAACUCUGCAACGGAAAGUAUUUAUUACACUGCAACUCAUCAAUCUUAUCAAGACCCUUGGAUGGGGAAGAUAGAACAACAGUAUCUUGGAAGGUGGCUGGAUGACUUCUUCUACCUGGUGCUUGGGAGCAUCCCGUGGCAAACUUACUUCCAAAGAGUGCUCUCUGCUGCUUCGCCAGGACAGGCAAGGCUCAUCUCCUACCUCUCUGCACUUGGGUGCUUUUUAAUGGCCAUUCCCUCUGUGCUUAUUGGUGCAGUUGCAGCAUCAACAGACUGGAACCAGACAAGCUAUGGUCUUCCAAGCCCACUCGAGAGAGGGGAAUCAGCAAUGAUACUGCCACUUGUUUUACACUACCUCUGCCCAGCAUACAUCUCCGUCGCUGGUUUGGGAGCUAUCGCUGCUGCCUCAAUGUCUUCCGCAGAUUCAGCUCUUCUCUCUGCCAGCUCCAUGUUCGCUCACAACAUCUACAGGAAAAUCCUGAGGAAAAAGGCUACGGAGACAGAGGUCCUCUGGGCCAUGAGGACCUCCACACUGGUGUUUGGGGCUGGGGCUGCCAGUUUGGCUUUUUACUCCAGCUCUGUCUAUGACCUCUGGUUCCUCAGCGGCGAGCUGGUGUAUGCCCUGCUCUUCCCCCAGCUCUGCUGUGCCCUCUUCGCUCCCAGCACCAACACCUAUGGCUCAGCUGCUGGCUUCUUGGUUGGGCUCCUCCUGAGACUGCUGACAUUCACCGUGCUUCUCACCUUGGGGACCAUCAUUGCCGUUUCGUACCUGGCUGCUGUUUUGUUUCAGAGAAACCUCCUUCCCCGCAGGUGGGACGUCUGUAAUAUUAUGGGGACAACCAGCACCCUCAUCCCCCUGCAGCAGAUGGAGAAACAGAUCGGUUCGCCAACGGUUGCACCUGAAGAGAACUGUGAUUAA